This is a messenger RNA of Rhinichthys klamathensis goyatoka, 871 nucleotides long. RefSeq names its product CKLF-like MARVEL transmembrane domain containing 3 (gene cmtm3). Lineage: Eukaryota; Metazoa; Chordata; Actinopteri; Cypriniformes; Leuciscidae. Gene Ontology annotation, cellular component: membrane. The coding region runs from base 232 to 744 and encodes 170 amino acids. The record is from RefSeq and is a predicted model, not a curated record. The transcript is spliced from 5 exons.
CCUGUGAUGUGAGAGAUGUUUCGCCCACAUUUUCUGUUCACUUAUUAACGGUCUCCAGAUUUCGGGAAUGCAGAUGCUGCUCUUUUGUGUGUUCGUUUCCGCAGUCAUUAUUUCCGUUUCCACUCCGUGGAAAGUUAUGCCGAUUUGCGAAGAGUAGCUGUCUCAUAGCGGAUAGUGGGACGCAUCACUACUGUGAACUUUAUUCGGGAACAGAAGAGUUUCGUCAGCGUGAUGGGGGACAUCGAGGCGUCGGAUAGUAAUCGGUCACGACAGACCGUAAUUCAUUCUCUUCUCCCGAGUAAAGAAUUCAUCUCCUCCCGAAAAGGACUACUGCUGCUCGGUGAAGUGGUGCUGUCGUUCAUCAGCUUUGUGUGCUUUGCUGCUUCAACAGCAGCUGCCUUCGUCACCGCUCCCUUCAUUGAGUUCUUGGCGGCCCUCUUCCUGCUGUUUGCUUAUUCUACAAAGUUCAAUGAGAGAUUUAAGGGCUUUCACUGGCCCCUCGUGGACUUCCUGCGCUGUGUCAGCGCCUCCAUCAUCUUUUUCAUCAUCUCUAUAAUAUCUGUGUCCAAAUAUCCGGAUGGAGCCUCAAAGGCUGCUGGGGUCUUUGGCUUUGUUGCCACAAUAAUCUUCGCCCUGGACUUUUAUUUCAUCUUUAAUGAACUGGCCAAUUUCCUCAAGGGAGGUGACUCCAGUGAGGAACCACCAAACACACGAGAUGAUGACUCAGACUCUGACUCUGACUAAAGCUGUGUUUGUGUCCAAAAUCCUGGCGUGUGUGACCACUACAGUGCCUGACAAUAACCAAAACAGACUCUUUGAUAUAACUUUUUUAUUGUUUGUUCUGAAAUUCAUUACAAAAUGUUGAACUUUU